AACCUUCGAGAACCAGAACCGUCUCGAACCGCAUUCCUCCUAAUAUCUCACUUAAAUUCCAAUUCCACCAUCCCGUUUUAUCCACUCAAAAAUCUACAGAGAUAUCGACUCCAAACUCAUCCGUAGUGAGAUCAACAUGUCGCUGAUUCCAAGCGUUUUCGGCCGCCGAUCCAACAGCGUUUUCGACCCAUUCUCCGUCGAUUCCUGGGACCCAUUUGAGGGCUGGCCGUUUAACUCCAACUUCAGGCAACUCUCGGACAACCUCCGCUCCAACUUCCCCUCCGCCUCUUCCUCCUCCGAGACGUCGGCCUUCGCCCACGCGAUGGUCGACUGGAGAGAAACUCCUAACGCCCACGUGUUCAAAGCCGACGUUCCGGGGCUGAGGAAGGAGGAGGUGAAGGUCGAGUUGGAAGAUGACCGGAUCUUACAGAUCAGCGGCGAGCGUAAGCGUGAGAUGGAAGAAAAGGGCGAUACGUGGCACCGUGUUGAGCGGAGCAGCGGCCGAUUCAUGCGGCGGUUCAGGUUGCCGGAGAAUGCCAAGGUGGAAGAGGUGAAGGCGAGUAUGGAGAACGGGGUUCUGACCGUGACAGUCCCGAAGGUUGAGGCAAAGAAGCCUGAAAUCAAGUCUAUUGACAUCACAGGUUGAUUGGCUUUUCUCUGCCGGAAAUCAAUAGACAUGUGGUCAGUGGUUUGUGUGUGUGUUUGUUAAUAUAGAAAUAUAAGUAGUAGUUUUGUAAUGUUGGUUUCUGGGAUUGUCAUAGGGGGAAUAAAGGGUUUUGCAAUGGCCGUGUGAGUACUUUGCUUGGAAAUAUCAGCAAAUUUUCUGGUUCAAUGUUUGAAUUUCUUAAAAA
Messenger RNA from Sesamum indicum (sesame), 851 nucleotides. RefSeq names its product 17.5 kDa class I heat shock protein. NCBI's taxonomy places the organism in Eukaryota, Viridiplantae, Streptophyta, Magnoliopsida, Lamiales, Pedaliaceae. The record is from RefSeq and is a predicted model, not a curated record.